AUGGCUCCACAGUUGCAAAAACUCACACCCGAACAAGUUCGAGCUCUUGAUCCGAAUGAGCCUCCCGUGAUUGAAGUUUUAAAUCAGGGACAAAGUUUCUUCUCUAAUAUGAAAGUACAUUAUUGUGAUGUACAUCCGGUCAAGUCUUGGGUGGUUUUUGCAGAUAAGAGAGGCUCAGUCUAUUUAUUUGAUUACGUUCAAAAUGAUUUGUUGCACACCUUUUCGCUGAAUUCAAUGUUUGAGAGUAAGAAGGAGGAAACAAAUUUAUAUCGGACUCUUGAUAAGAAUUUUAAAAACGUACAACUUCCGUAUUGGUACGAUGAGGAAUUAUUUACAAAGAAUGAAAAGUUUGGAGAUUUGAAAUCGGUGAGAUUCUAUGAUGAACACGUUCAGUAUUGGAAGCUCAGACAAUUAAAUUCCAUGAUGGGAGCUGACUCUAAUCAACAACAACAAGUACAGAUACCAACAUCAACCCGAACAAUCGAUGAUGACGAGGAUAGGUCCAGAAUGGUCGGAGUGAAUGGAAAUGUUAUUGGUGGAAAUUUUGUAAAUGAUCGACCUCCAAAAUGUUUGGUUCUUCAAACAGAUUCUAGAAUCAUCAUGUUGAGAUAUGAUGAGGUGAGCUCUCUGCUAUUCUUUUUUGAUGAUGUCAAGUCGAGUCAAUUGGACAAUAAGACCAUUACUUGCUUUGACUUUUUAUAUCGGCAACCUGUUAUAGCAAUAGGGUGCAGCGAUGGAUCUGUUAGAUUCUGGGAUUUUCAACAAAGGAGAGUACUCAACAAGGUGAUUAAUGCUCAUCCAAAAAGUGUGUCACAUAUUUUGACGGUUCCCAAGGAGGACCCUUUUAGCAAGUAUCCUGGACUUGUUACUUGCUCUACCGACGGACAUUUAUCACUUUGGAACUUGGACAAUGAUAAAGCUGAAUAUACAGAACAAAAAUGUCAGCAGGGCAUUUCAAGCAUUAUUCUAGAUCCUCAUACUGGAUAUUUAAUAACUGCUGGUAAUGAUAAGACAAUUGCAUUGAGAGGUCUAAACUCUGGUAAGAUCAUCAAACAAACCAAAACAAAAGUACCAAUGAAAAACUUGGCGAUGGUCACAACAUGCAACUGCAAUCCUUCGUGGCUUCUAAUGUUAGAAAAUAAGAAACAAAAGAGAAGUCUUUUCAGAAUGUCAGCCGCUUUGAACACAGAUCCCGUCAUUUUUGACAAGUCCAUUGUGGACGUGGAGGCUCUUGCGUCCUCUCAUCACAAGGAUGCCAAGUUCUAUACCAUCCAUCAACAUCCACUGAACCAUGAUAUAAUUUUCUUGGGAACCAGUUUUGGAUUAUUGAUGACGAAAAUGGAUUUUAAUAGAAAACCUCCCGUUUGCUCUGGAUUUUUCAGACCAGAAUUAUUUAGCGCCCCUCUCAUUGAACAAACUUCGCCACCCUUGGACCCAUCUCUUUUUAACAUUGAGGUUCAUGAAGACAAAAGAAAAUUUGUCUUGUAUGUGAGAGAAAAAACAAUUUAUCAGAGAUUUAUUGAAACCAAUUCUGAUGGCAAGAAGGAUCUUUCAAACGAAAAACCUGUACAUAACUUGGGAAAAUUAACAAAUGUUAAAUUAGACGUGAGUUACAGUGGAAGAUAUGUUUCAGUAUUAGUGGAGAGUGAACGAGAGUAUUUCAUUUAUGACAUUUUUGGUAAGGAUGCCUGGAAAAUUGUUGCAUCUGAGAGAGACUGCUCACACAUUGUUUGGAGCUCCUCUAGUGAUACGUUUGCCAUUCUAAAAGGAGGAUUUACAACCAAAAAGGUCUCGAUUAAGAAAAUUGAAAAUUCAAGUGUCAAGCUUGUUCAUGAUAGUAUCCCAACAUUUGGCGGUAGUAUCGAUGAAAUUUUCGGUGGAUUGUUGUUAGGUGUAAGAUAUACGAAUUAUCCUGAUGAGAACGGUUACCAAUUGUUUACAUGGGAGGGUUCUGAUGCUUUUGGACAAGAAUCACCUGAACCCUAUCUACCAAAACCUUCGUUUGUUGCUUGGGACCCACUCUCUGGAAAAUGUUUAAUGGCCUAUUCAGACUCUUACGCUAUCUUUUCAUGUCAUCCAAUUUUCAAGAUGGAGUACUAUGUUGAAGAAAAAAUUCAAAACGCUUUUUGGUGGAAUUCUACAUUAUUUGUAAACACAGAACAUGAUAUUAAGGCAGUUUUCGUCACAAGUGGAAAAAUAUUUACUACUGUAUUAGCAAGUCUAGACGUUGCCAUUUAUUCACAAAUUUCCCAAAAAACCCUUCUCGACGAGCAAAAUAGUUUAGAUCCAAUUCCAUUACCAAAACCCAAAGGUGUUAUUUCAUUUAUGGAUGUUGUUGGAGACAAUCUCUAUGUAUUGGAUUAUUUAUCACAAAUUUACAGCAUUAACAAUAUCUCUAUUACUCCAAGUAUCAAAUUUAGAAUGUUGGUUGCUGCUGGAUUAACAAAGAAGGCCAUGGAAUGGAUACCAUUCAUUGCCCAAGAAAUCCAUGACUAUUUAGCUGACUUCUUGUGUGCUUUUGGAUACACAAAAGAAGCUUGUUCCAUCGAUUCUUUAUCUUCCUACAAGAGAUUGCUGCUCUGCUAUGAACAUGGCCAUAUUAAAUAUGGAUUGGAUGCGUUGACCUAUUUGGAUGAUCAUAGAUACUUCUUUAAAACAGAUAAUAUACACUCGUCAAGCAAGACACACGAGGAUGAUAUUGAUCUUGCUCGACUGUAUGUGAGACUUGGAUCCGUCGGAGAAAAGAAAUUGGAUACCUUUACAACUACCUCACCUCACUACAAUAAUCAUUUAUUACGGCCUGCUACAACAGAGGAAGAAGUUACAACCUCUAAUCCACAGGAUGAGCAGGAUCAUGAAUUGACACGUCAAGAGGCUCUAAACAUUAUUGAACAGAGUUAUCGUAGGGCCUCAGUACUCGAUCCAAGCACGUUGACGCACCUCAUCAUCUUUUGUUCGAAAUAUUUCCCUGAAAAGUUGGACGACAUUCGAAAUGACAUCAACACCAAGAUGGAAUCAGCUUCUGAAGAUGAACAAGUCAUAUACAGACAAUCACUAACUAUGCUCGCACUGGUAACUAAAGAUUUUGGAAUGGCCACCACAUUGUUUGAACAAUCUAACAAGUUCAGCCAGGCUGCCACCUUGGACAACUCUCUUGUUCACAAAUGGUCAGAAUAUUUGAAUUCCAAACCAAACGCUUUACCUGUGAAUAUUCUUCAAUAA
This is a messenger RNA of Naegleria fowleri, 3222 nucleotides long. RefSeq lists its product as uncharacterized. Gene Ontology annotation, molecular function: protein binding. NCBI's taxonomy places the organism in Eukaryota, Heterolobosea, Eutetramitea, Acrasida, Naegleriidae. The coding region runs from base 1 to 3222 and encodes 1073 amino acids. The record is from RefSeq and is a predicted model, not a curated record. The transcript is spliced from 3 exons.